AUGCUAGGUUCCGAGGGCCUUUCCAGUCUAAUAAUGGUCAAUAGGAGCAUUUAUGUUGCAGUUGAAGGAAUCUUGGAAUUUAUCAGCCUGGCCGUGGGGCUGAUCAGUAUCCGGGGAGUAGACUCCGGCCUGUACCUAGGGAUGAAUGAGCGUGGCGAGCUGUAUGGAUCGAAGAAACUCACCAGAGAAUGUGUUUUCCGGGAGCAGUUUGAAGAAAACUGGUACAACACCUACGCCUCCACCUUGUACAAGCAUUCGGAUUCCGAGCGCCAGUAUUACGUGGCCCUGAACAAAGACGGCUCACCCCGGGAGGGAUUCAGGACUAAGAGGCACCAGAAAUUCACCCACUUCCUCCCCAGGCCUGUUGACUCCUCCAAGGUGCCCUCCAUGUCCAGAGACCUGUUCCGCUAUAGAUGAUGUGCCUGGCUUCUGUUUCCCCCUCCCCUCCCCACCAGCGCUGGGCCAGUUAUGUCCUUGAGCUCUAUACUCA
Molecule: messenger RNA, 490 nt
Organism: Gracilinanus agilis (Agile Gracile Mouse Opossum)
Lineage: Eukaryota; Metazoa; Chordata; Mammalia; Didelphimorphia; Didelphidae
Gene: FGF16
Product: fibroblast growth factor 16
Exons: 3
Coding region: 1-417 (138 amino acids)
Biological process (GO): positive regulation of endothelial cell chemotaxis to fibroblast growth factor; positive regulation of gene expression; cell differentiation
Cellular component (GO): cytoplasm
Molecular function (GO): growth factor activity; fibroblast growth factor receptor binding
Source: RefSeq, a predicted model, not a curated record